Molecule: messenger RNA, 1575 nt
Organism: Phyllostomus discolor (pale spear-nosed bat)
Lineage: Eukaryota; Metazoa; Chordata; Mammalia; Chiroptera; Phyllostomidae
Gene: DNAJB6
Product: DnaJ heat shock protein family (Hsp40) member B6
Exons: 9
Coding region: 238-963 (241 amino acids)
Biological process (GO): protein refolding; positive regulation of proteasomal ubiquitin-dependent protein catabolic process
Cellular component (GO): endoplasmic reticulum membrane; cytosol
Molecular function (GO): Hsp70 protein binding; ATPase activator activity
Source: RefSeq, a predicted model, not a curated record
GAGGCUCGCAGCCGGGACGUGUCCCCUCUGCGCGCGGGACCACCGCGCUGACUUCCUGCGGCCUGGUGACGGCUUCCAGUCCGUCCCCACCACCCCAAGAAAGGAGAAAGGAAAGCGCGAGGAGCCGCUGUCGUCCUCAGCGCCGCCGCGCCAGAGAGGAGGAGACCGGCAGACGCCCGCCGCCCCUUCCCGCCGCCGGCUCCGCGUCUUGGGACGCCCCCAGCAGCCUGUGGAGACAUGGUGGACUACUACGAAGUUCUGGGUGUGCAGAGACAUGCCUCGGCCGAGGACAUUAAGAAGGCGUACCGGAAGCUGGCGCUGAAGUGGCACCCGGACAAAAACCCCGACAACAAGGAGGAGGCGGAGCGGAAGUUCAAGCAGGUGGCCGAGGCCUACGAGGUGCUGUCCGACGCUAAAAAGCGAGACAUCUACGACAAGUACGGCAAAGAAGGACUGAAUGGAGGUGGAGGUGGGAGCCACUUCGACAGCCCGUUCAGCGAGUUCGGCUUCACGUUCCGGAACCCGGAGGACGUGUUCCGGGAUUUCUUCGGUGGAAGGGACCCGUUCUCGUUCGACUUCUUCGAAGACCCCUUCGACGACUUCUUCGGGAACCGCCGGGGCUCCCGCGUGAGCAGGAACCGCGGCGCAGGCUCCUUCUUCUCCGCCUUCAGCGGGUUCCCGUCCUUCGGAGGAGGGUUUGCUGCUUUUGACACAGGGUUCACGUCCUUCGGGUCCUUGGGCCACGGGGGCCUCACCUCCUUCUCCUCCACGACGUUCGGUGGCGGGGGGAUGGGCAGCUUCAAGUCCGUGUCCACGUCCACCAAGAUGGUCAACGGCAGGAAGAUCACGACGAAGAGGAUCAUCGAGAACGGCGAAGAGAGAGUGGAGGUUGAAGAAGAUGGCCAGCUCAAGUCCCUGACGAUAAAUGGUAAGGAGCAGCGGCUACGCUUGGAUAACAAGUAACUGGACGCACGCAUGUAGCAGACGUGUUAGCGGUAACGAGCACCGUUGAGGAGUAACAGGAGCGUUGUGUGAAGACCCCACGGACUCGACUCCCAGUGUCACUGACCUAACCUAAAGUAUUUAUACACAGCUCACCGGAGCCUCUUGUCAUAGACUCUUGAGUUUCUUGUCGGGACCACGUGAUAGGACAUUUUGUCUUUGGAAUUGUUGUCAAUCUCUGUAUGCACUUUGCUUUCUAUGACACGUGACCCCAGGCGGCCGGGACCCCCGUGCACUAACACCAGCACAGGCUUCUUCGUGGCGUGGGAGCCGCGUGCCCCGCGGCGGCGGCCCACUGGGAAGCUGCCCCUGCCGGGACGGACCCUCCACGCGGGCGCUGCCGUGCUUUCUGUGUGUCGUGGUGAGAGGCGUGGCCGCGCCGGUGGUGACACGCUUCUGGGUCCACGUACAUGAGGAUGUUUCUAGUCGUGCAUGAGUGCUGGCACCUAGUGAGUUUGACCUCGUUUUAAAUGUGUAAAGUUAAGUUCAGGUGUAAAAAGUAAAGCUGGUGAAUUGGGUCUUUGUUAUUUGCUUAAAACAAAAAAUAAACGCGCUGUGUUUGGUGCAUUCUUU